UUUGAUACUAACAGCAAAAGGACAACUCUACGUCUAACUUAUUUGACUUCAUUAUUUGGCUUUCAAUUACAUUAACUAGAUGAAAACCAUACAGAAAUUAGCCUGUGAACUAUAAGACACAGGCUUAAAUAAUUUGAUUGAAACGUUACAGAUAAUUCAGCUGUUCUCUCAAGGGCAGGAGUCUGACACUGCAGGUGGAAAAGCAACAAAAAGAACAAGGCAAAGAAAACUAGGAGGAUUUUUCCUGGGAGACACACAUUAGCUAUGUGAAGCCAACCGUUACUGAGAGAAAAUGCCAAACUUUUCUUUGUUCAACACAAUCAUUUUUGCUUCUUAAAAGGAAACGGAAGAUGAAAGACCGACUUCAAGAACUAAAGCAACGAACAAAAGAAAUCGAACUCUCCAGAGACAGGCACGUGUUGACUACAGAAGCAGAAGAACAAGGGGUGUUUUUGCAGCAAGCUGUUAUUUAUGAAAGAGAGCCGGUAGCUGAGAGACACUUCCAUGAGAUCCAAAAACUACAGGAGAGUAUUAACAAUUUGACAGAUGAUGUUCAGAAAUUUGGGCAGCAACAGAGAAGUCUGGUGGCUUCAAUGAGAAGGUUUAGUCUACUUAAGAGAGAGUCUAGCAUUACAAAGGAGAUAAAAAUACAAGCAGAACACAUUAACAGAGGUUUGGAUGAUUUAGUAAAAGAAGUUAAGAAGUCAGAGGCUGAAAAUGGUCCAUCAGCAGUGGUGACAAGGAUACUUAAAUCUCAGCAUGCUGCGAUGUUCCGCCAAUUUCAGCAAACAAUGUUUACAUACAAUGACACAUUAGCAGCAAAGCAGGAGAAGUGCAAGACAUUUAUUUUCCGUCAGCUUGAAGUUGCUGGAAAAGAAGUGCCUGAAGAAGAAGUAAAUGAUAUGCUUUAUCAAGGCAAAUGGGAAGUUUUUAAUGAAAGCUUACUUACAGAAAUCACUAUCACUAAAGCACAACUCUCAGAGAUAGAACAGAGACACAAGGAACUUGUUAAUUUGGAGAACCAAAUAAAAGAUUUAAGGGACCUUUUCAUUCAGAUAUCUCUUUUAGUAGAGGAACAAGGAGAAAGCAUCAACAAUAUCGAAAUGAUAGUGAAUGGUACAAAAGAAUAUGUUAACACUACUAAAGAGAAAUUUGGACUUGCUGUAAAAUACAAAAAAAGAAAUCCUUGUAAGGUAUUGUGUUGUUGGUGUUGCCCGUGCUGUGGCUCAAAAUAAAGAAGCUAUUUUAGACAUUU
This is a messenger RNA of Felis catus (domestic cat), 1255 nucleotides long. It is a transcript of the gene STX19, whose product is annotated as syntaxin 19. Lineage: Eukaryota; Metazoa; Chordata; Mammalia; Carnivora; Felidae. The coding region runs from base 351 to 1235 and encodes 294 amino acids. Gene Ontology annotation, biological process: intracellular protein transport; exocytosis; synaptic vesicle fusion to presynaptic active zone membrane. The transcript is spliced from 2 exons. Gene Ontology annotation, cellular component: presynaptic active zone membrane; synaptic vesicle; plasma membrane. Gene Ontology annotation, molecular function: SNAP receptor activity; SNARE binding. The record is from RefSeq and is a predicted model, not a curated record.